Penicillium canescens is the source of this 1742-nucleotide messenger RNA. RefSeq names its product S-adenosylmethionine synthetase. Gene Ontology annotation, cellular component: cytosol. Gene Ontology annotation, molecular function: ATP binding; methionine adenosyltransferase activity. Gene Ontology annotation, biological process: S-adenosylmethionine biosynthetic process. The transcript has 3 exons. Lineage: Eukaryota; Fungi; Ascomycota; Eurotiomycetes; Eurotiales; Aspergillaceae. The record is from RefSeq and is a predicted model, not a curated record. Bases 63 to 1229 code for a protein of 388 amino acids.
CCUCCUUCUCCUUCUCUUUCUCAUUCUCUUUUCUCUUCAUUUCCCUUUUUCACACAUUCACAAUGGGUUCUCUCGCAAACGGUUCGCAGCCUGGCACUUUCCUUUUCACCUCCGAGUCGGUUGGUGAGGGUCACCCCGAUAAGAUUGCGUCUCCGAUGCCAUUCUCGAUGCCUGUCUGGCUGAGGACCCCCCUCUCCAAGGUCGCUUGCGAGACCGCUACCAAGACUGGUAUGAUUAUGGUCUUCGGUGAGAUUACCACCAAGGCUCGUCUGGACUACCAGAAGAUCAUCCGUGGCGCUAUCAAGGACAUCGGUUAUGAUGCUUCCGAGAAGGGCUUCGACUACAAGACUUGCAACGUCCUCGUCGCCAUCGAGCAGCAGUCGCCCGAUAUUGCCCAGGGUCUGCACUACGAAGAGGCUCUUGAGAAGCUCGGUGCUGGUGACCAGGGUAUCAUGUUCGGCUAUGCCACCGACGAGACCCCUGAGCUCCUACCCUUGACCAUCCUCCUCUCUCACAAGCUCAACGCUGCCAUGAAGGCUGCCCGUAACGACGGCUCCAUCCCCUGGUUGCUCCCCGAUACCAAGACCCAGGUCACCAUUGAGUACGCUCACGACAAUGGUGCCGUCAAGCCCCUGCGCGUUGACACCGUCGUUGUCUCUGCCCAGCACAGCGACGAUGUCUCCACUGAGGAGCUCCGUUCCGUCAUCAAGGAGAAGAUUGUCCGCAAGGUCAUCCCCGCUGAGCUUCUUGACGACCGCACUGUCUACCACAUCCAGCCAUCCGGCCGCUUCGUCAUCGGUGGUCCUCAGGGUGAUGCCGGUCUCACUGGCCGUAAGAUCAUCGUCGAUACCUACGGUGGUUGGGGUGCUCACGGUGGUGGUGCUUUCUCCGGAAAGGACUACUCCAAGGUCGACCGCUCGGCCGCCUACGUUGCGCGCUGGAUCGCCAAGUCUCUGGUCAACGCCAAGCUUGCCCGCCGUGCCCUCGUCCAGCUCUCCUACGCCAUUGGUGUCGCUGAGCCCCUUUCCAUCUUCGUUGAGAGCUACGGCACCUCUUCCAAGACCUCCGACGAGCUGGUCGAGAUCAUCCGCAACAACUUCGAUCUCCGUCCCGGUGUCAUCGUGAAGGACCUUGACUUGGCCAAGCCCAUCUACGCUCAGACAGCCAAGAACGGCCACUUCACCAACCAGGAGUUCUCCUGGGAGUCCCCCAAGGCCCUCAAGUUCUAAGCGGGCUUUGCUGUGAUCCGGUGAUGCCGGACAUAUUUUGACGACUUUGAUGAGUUUGCUUUGUUUUCAACAACUCGAAGCACGAUGAGCAUAGAAUUAAAAAACCCUACAAAAUCCAGAAGUUGGCUUCCGCUUGGGGUCAACUUCCUUGUUUCAUUAUCUGCAUGGUCGCGCAAAAGACGGGCCUUUCGGCGAAGACAAAAUUCAACAUGAUACCACUUUUCAUCGGCUGGGAAGGAAGUUUUUGGCGUUUUUCAGGAGCGACAGUCUUCAACAACCUCACAAUACCUCAACACCGUCCACGGUGCUUCUCGAGAAUCAGUUGGUCCUGCUUCCACACAGGGCUAUUACUCUCUCGAUGCGAUAUAGUCUGCGUAGCGCUCUCUGUGAGAGUGCUCGAGGCUCUUCGUAGGUCCUGGACAAGCUAAUCUAAACAUUAGCGAUAGAAUAAUCAUACCUUCACAUCUAUCACAUUUACCACUGGUUUGGGUUGCACCUUAUUUCCUUCGUAGC